UGACUCGGUACUGCAGUAUCGAUGCGCAUAGCGAUAGCAAACAAUUUCAAAGUGGCAGCGUAGUGUUUGGCACGUCUAGGUUAGAGUAGCUGUUUUCAUAAUUACAAAUAUUUUAUGUUGAUGUUGCGACGAUGUUGCGCGAUCAUCGUGAACAAUUCGGAUAUUGUACACUGACCGAUGACCAAACGUAAUUUCAUCGGACAAAGCUAUCCAUUUCACAUGCGGAAAAACUCAUGGAGUGACAGACUAUCGAAAGGCACUAUUCGUGACUUCUUCGUCGAAACGACUCUGAUUAAGGUUAAAUUGCUGGCAUCUGAUUUAUUUUAAACGGUGUACGUAGGUCAGCUGAAAGAAAUGACCUCGAAUACAGCUGGCAUGUCUCACGGCGUUGCUCGGGAAGAUGUCAACUGGCGGAAAGAUUUAAUUUCGCAAUUACGUGAGAGGAAUAGAUCGCAGACCAGUUGCUUUGCAGAUCUCAUCAGUUUACAUAAUAGGCUAUUUGAAAAUGCAAAUACAUUACGGAAUACAAAUAUGCAAUUAACUAUUGCAAAUGAGACUCUUCGGCGCGAAGCGGCCAACGGUAACAUUGGCAUGGGUGGAAAUCCCGAUCUUGAAGCUAGGCUUUUAAAACAAGCAGAAGAAUUGGCGAUGCUGCAUAAAAGAAAAGGAGAGCAUACACAACAAAUAGUAGAUCUUAAUAACAAAUUACAAGAAAUGACGAAAGAAUUUCAAGCAAAGGAAGCUAGUCUUGCAGAAAGUUUAGAAGCUAAUACUAAUUUACGUUUAGAAAUAACUAAAUGUCUUGGUAGAGAGAAAGAUUUAGAAGGUAUUAAUCAAAUGCUCAAAGAUGAACACCAAGCCUUGCAACUUGCUUUUGCAUCUUUAGAAGAAAAACUUAGAAAAACACAGGAAGAAAAUCGGCAGUUGAUUGAACGAUUAAUAAAAUAUAAAGCUAGAGAUGCAGAAAAAAUGAAUGAAGAAAAUGACAAUUUUUUAAGAAAAAGACAAGCAAAGAUGCAAAAGGAAUUGGAAGAUGCAGCACGAGAUACGCGACCCGUUAGUCCUGAUCGUUUAAGCUUAAAAGAAGUUGCUGGUCUUCCGACAGCAGUCCCAACGAAAGUAUCCGUAACGUUUAGCGCCCAUGAGGGGGAAGUAUAUGCUGUUAAAUGGUCGCCUACUGAUAGAAUAGUGGCUACUGGUGGUGCUGACAGGAAGGUGAAGCUUUGGAAUAUAACUAAAGAUGUGUCGGAGAGUAAGGGCAUCCUCGUUGGCAGCAACGCCGGUGUGAUGUCAGUGGACUUCGACUCGACCGGCACCCUCAUCCUUGGAGCAUCCAACGACUACGCGAGCCGCGUCUGGACAGUCAGUGAUCUUCGCCUAAAGGUAAGUUUACAAAUGUAAGGAUUACGGAACCAGGGAGAAAGCCAAGAGGAAACGUAAGCGGUAUGUGUAUCCGCGUAUUUGUUACCAGACGUAUAUCCGGACGUAUUCGUUUCCAUCUUGCGACAUAAGCUCGAAACGUCGACCCAUCUGUCGGCUUUGCGAGAUAAAGUUCUAGUAUGACACUUGUUACGCAAAUAUGACACUAUUACUUUUCCUGCUCGCGGAGGAACGUCCGUUAAAAACGACUCUCGACUCCAUUUCGGCUCGACAGAUGGCCGAGGUAGACAGUAACACAAUGAAAGUUCCUUCCAUUAUAUUUUUUUGCACUCACAAAUAUGUGUAUAUAAUAUAUUAUAUCUAGU
Molecule: messenger RNA, 1745 nt
Organism: Pogonomyrmex barbatus (red harvester ant)
Lineage: Eukaryota; Metazoa; Arthropoda; Insecta; Hymenoptera; Formicidae
Gene: Atg16
Product: Autophagy-related 16
Biological process (GO): autophagosome assembly
Cellular component (GO): Atg12-Atg5-Atg16 complex; autophagosome membrane; phagophore assembly site membrane
Molecular function (GO): protein-membrane adaptor activity; protein binding
Source: RefSeq, a predicted model, not a curated record